This is a messenger RNA of Cynoglossus semilaevis (tongue sole), 1528 nucleotides long. RefSeq names its product developmentally regulated GTP binding protein 1 (gene drg1). Gene Ontology annotation, molecular function: GTP binding; GTPase activity. The record is from RefSeq and is a predicted model, not a curated record. NCBI's taxonomy places the organism in Eukaryota, Metazoa, Chordata, Actinopteri, Pleuronectiformes, Cynoglossidae. Bases 168 to 1268 code for a protein of 366 amino acids. The transcript has 9 exons.
GACCUGUUCUCUACCAGAAAGACGAAGAAGCGGUAGCACUUGCGUGGAGUAGGACUGUGUUUAGCCUGUGCUAUUCGCUAAACACAAGUCUAACUUUGCCAACUUCCACUCACUAAAUUCUCAGCUUGUUUCCACGGGGCUGAAAGCACACAGAAACCACCGCCACCAUGAGUAUACUCGCCAAAAUAGCAGAGAUUGAAAGCGAGAUGGCCAGGACGCAGAGGAACAAGGCCACCGCUCACCACUUGGGUCUGCUCAAAGCCCGUCUUGCCAAAUUGAGAAGAGAGCUCAUCACACCAAAGGGGGGCGGUGGUGGUGGGCCAGGAGAAGGGUUCGAUGUAGCGAAAACUGGCGAUGCCCGUAUUGGGUUUGUUGGUUUCCCUUCGGUAGGAAAGUCUACCCUGCUGAGUAACCUGGCAGGCGUUUACUCAGAGGUAGCUGCCUAUGAGUUCACCACACUCACUACAGUACCUGGAGUCAUCCGCUACAAAGGUGCCAAAAUUCAGCUCCUGGAUCUUCCGGGAAUCAUUGAGGGAGCCAAGGAUGGCAAAGGCAGAGGCAGGCAGGUCAUCGCAGUGGCUCGCACAUGCAACCUCAUCCUCAUCGUGCUGGAUGUGUUGAAGCCCCUGGGCCACAAGAAGCUAAUAGAACAUGAGCUGGAGGGUUUUGGCAUCCGACUGAAUAAGCAGCCGCCCAACAUUGGUUUCAAGAAGAAGGACAAAGGAGGCAUCAACUUCACUACCACGUGUGCACAGAGCGAGUUAGAUCCUGAAACGGUGAAGAGCAUCCUGGCCGAGUACAAGAUCCACAACGCCGACAUCACUUUGCGCGGCGACUGCACCGCUGAUGACCUCAUUGAUGUGGUGGAGGGAAAUCGGGUCUACAUCCCUUGCAUAUAUGUCCUGAACAAAAUCGAUCAGAUCUCCAUUGAGGAGCUGGACAUCAUCUACAAGGUUCCCCACUGUGUUCCCAUCUCUGCCCACCACCGCUGGAACUUUGAUGAUCUGCUGGAGAGGAUUUGGGAUUAUCUACAGCUAGUGCGCAUCUAUACCAAACCUAAAGGCCAACUUCCUGAUUACACCUCUCCUGUUGUCCUUCCGGAUGGUCGAACAUCAGUGGAGGAUUUCUGCCUGAAGAUUCACAAAAAUCUAAUCAAAGAGUUGAAAUAUGCCCUGGUGUGGGGAGCGUCUGUCAAACACAACCCCCAAAAAGUGGGCAAGGACCAUGUGAUGGAGGAUGAAGAUGUUAUUCAGCUGGUGAAAAAGUGAAAAGAGAUGUUAUCUCAACUGCAUGGCCUGGGUCUUACAGCUCUCUGUACAUGUGCUCCAUAUAUGGUCAGACUUAUCAAUUCAUCAGACCGUGUGUGUGUGUCAUGUGGUUUCAAGUUAUUUCUGCUCCAAGUAAAAAGAAGUGAAAUUAAUGAAACUGUCACAUUUGAAAAACAAAAACCUGAACCAAAAGUACUUAUCACCAUGAAUAGUUCAUAUUGAAUAUUGGUUAAGACUUGCAUUAAAAUGUGUACAAUACA